Cajanus cajan (pigeon pea) is the source of this 480-nucleotide messenger RNA. The record is from RefSeq and is a predicted model, not a curated record. NCBI's taxonomy places the organism in Eukaryota, Viridiplantae, Streptophyta, Magnoliopsida, Fabales, Fabaceae.
AUGGUUAUUAGGGGAAACCAUUCUAAUCCUUCUUCAAGCGUGGAUGAGCGACAAAUUGCUCAGGCUAUGGAGCUGAUUGCUGCUGCUAUUGGACAACAAAAUACUUUGUUAGCUCAAAUGCGGACCAACUGGGCUAUAGUUGAAGCAGCUAGGACUGAGUGGAUUGAGGAGAUGGAUAAAAUUUUCAUGGUGAUGCAUUGUCCAGAGGAGAGGAAGCUAGUUUAUGUUGUUUAUAUGCUGAUGGGUGAGGCUAGUUUCUGGUGGAAAGGUGCUCAAGCUAUGAUGGAGGCUAGAGGGGAAACAGUAAAUUGGGAGAACUUCAAAAAGGUGUUUUUAGAGAAAUAUUUUCCAGAUAGCGCUAAAUAUGCUAAGGAAGGUAAAUUUUUGAGACUACAGCAAGGGAAUAUGUCAGUACAAGAGUAUGUGGUCAAGUUUGAACACUUGGCUAGGUACUAUUCUCAAGCUAUCACUGAAGGCUAG